Cladocopium goreaui is the source of this 794-nucleotide messenger RNA. NCBI's taxonomy places the organism in Eukaryota, Dinophyceae, Suessiales, Symbiodiniaceae. The record is from the annotation of a GenBank genome assembly.
GAACUUACGAUCAUGUUGUGCCACGACUCCCGAUGGCCGUUGGUGAAAAUUGUCGUGUUUGUUCUUGGGAAAUAGACAAUGAGAGCGAGCUUCUGAGACGGCAACGCGGACGCGCGGCAUCCAAGAGAGGAGAUGUGGAACUGGAAGCCGCGGAAGACAAAGGAGCUUUGGCAGAAGAUCAAGAGACGAAACCAGUAGUAACGAAUCCCAUCUUCGCGAGGAGUGCGGGGAAGUGGCAGGUGCACUACUCCGCGUGGCCCAAUCACGAUGAGUUCCUUGACGUUGAGAUCUUCUGCGAUGGGAAAUACAAGAGUAACCCCUUUGUAUUCCCAGCCAUUUCACUGAUGACCCGGUUUCCGAAGCAAGACAUCAGGUUGUGGAAUGGCGAUGUCUUGCAGUUGGCGGCCGCGAAAAAGGAGUUGUGCGGUAAGGGCAAAGCCAAGAAUCGCAUGCAGUGGCUGGCGGCUCCCUGGGAGAAUCCUGGCGAAUCGGUGCUUGGACCAAGACUUCUGAGAAGUGGGAAUGUGGAUGGCUCGACCCUCAGGUAUGAUCCUGAAGAGGACCAGAUCCACGCCUACCACUACGUCAAGGGUGCGAACAGCACCGCCGAGGAACACAAAGAAACCGAUGACUUCUGGGGACACAUGGACAAAUCUCGACGUGUGGCCUUCAUGCUGCUUGCUGGAGCCAAACGAACUGCCGAUGCUUGUGUCCCUGGCCUCCCUGGCGGCAUGGCGAAUGCUGUGAGAAAUAAUCCCGUUUGGCCGUUCGAGUCAGAGCGAGUUUCGGUGAAG